AUGAAAAAGCCCAAAGCUUCUCAACUCAGAUCACAGUUGUAUUGCAUCGCGACAGAAUUUGCAUCUAUGGAAAAUACUUAUGUAAAGAUGUUCAGUGAGGGUCAUGUACUCCUGUCUGAAACUUUAAUUUUGACCACCGCCUGCAAGAUGGACCUGUACACGUUUCCUUUUGAUGUCCAAACCUGUACUCUGACUCUUCAGUCCGCAUUGCAUUCAAUCAACGAGCUUACAAUCAAUCAAUUUUCUGAUGCCUCAUUUAUGACUGCCAGCUCUAAGAAGGCUUUUCAAACUCAAGGGGAGUGGGACCUCCUCAGUAUUACCACGUCUAAAUCCAAUCUGACUACUUUUGGAUAUUUACUGGAUCAGCUGAAAUUUGAGAUCACCAUAAAAAGGAGACCUCUACUGUAUAUCAUCAACUUCAUAUCACCAGUGUUUUGUUUUCUUGUGUUGGAUGUGGCCACGUUUUUUAUGGAUUCAGCAGGAGGAGAGAAGCUGGGCUUUAAAGUGACUUUACUUUUGGCGAUUUCUGUGUUACUGCUCAUUCUUAAUGACACGCUGCCCUCUACUGCCAAUGAGGUCCCAUUGAUCGGGGUUUUCUGCAGUGUGAUUUUCAUUCUCAUUGGUAUCAGCAUUUUGGAGACCAUUCUUGUGGAUUUUCUGAUGGCUAGAGGAGAUCAGAUUAAUUCAGAAGCUCUUAAGGAAUCCACAUCUACUGUUACUGAUUCAAACAGCCUACCGGAAACAGCAACGGACAGAAGUGACGAGCGGUUAACUACCCUGGAGCGUCUGAGGCAAAUCCUUAAGUUUCGCACUGCAGCCAAUCCUAAAGGCAGCGCGAAGACAUCCGGGUGCUGGCACAGAGCGGCAAUGAUAAUCAACGCUACUUUCAUUAUUAUCUACAUUCUCGCAAUCAUUGUGUUCCUAUCAGUAGUUGGUAAAGCUUGGUUCACAGAGUAAUAUUAGAUG
Paramisgurnus dabryanus is the source of this 966-nucleotide messenger RNA. Its product is annotated as 5-hydroxytryptamine receptor 3A-like. Gene Ontology annotation, biological process: monoatomic ion transmembrane transport. NCBI's taxonomy places the organism in Eukaryota, Metazoa, Chordata, Actinopteri, Cypriniformes, Cobitidae. Gene Ontology annotation, molecular function: extracellular ligand-gated monoatomic ion channel activity; transmembrane signaling receptor activity. The record is from RefSeq and is a predicted model, not a curated record. Gene Ontology annotation, cellular component: membrane.